Molecule: messenger RNA, 1008 nt
Organism: Botrytis byssoidea
Lineage: Eukaryota; Fungi; Ascomycota; Leotiomycetes; Helotiales; Sclerotiniaceae
Exons: 4
Coding region: 1-1008 (335 amino acids)
Source: RefSeq, a predicted model, not a curated record
AUGCAAUAUAUGAGAGUUGGAAGCUCCGGACUCAAAGUCUCCAAGAUCAUAAUUGGCUGUAUGACCUAUGGCGACAAAAACUGGCAACCCUGGGUCCUGGCACAAGAAGAGGCAUUCCCAAUUCUCAAGCAUGCAUAUGAUUCUGGUAUCAACACAUUCGAUGUCGCCGAUGUGUAUUCCAAUGGACGAUCAGAGGAGAUCCUUGGCGCCUUCUUGAAAGAGUAUAAUAUUCCACGGAACAAAGUUGUCAUCAUGACCAAAGUAUUCAAUUUUGUUGAUCCUGCGAGAGGAGCUGUUGAUGCCGCUGGUCAAGGAAUGAACGAUGGUGAUCAGGUGAAUCAAGUCGGACUGUCAAGAAAGCACAUCUUUGACGCUGUAGAUACCAGCAUUGCCCGCCUCGGUACUUAUGUUGACGUUCUCCAAACACACCGUCUUGACCGCGAAGUAUCCCUCGAGGAAACCAUGAAAGCCUUAAAUGACAUCGUGGAGAGUGGGAAAGCUAGAUACAUUGGUGGUAGCUCUAUGGCGGCCUGGAAGUUCCAGAUGGCGCAAAACAUAGCCGAAAAACACAACUGGCAUAAGUUCAUCUUAAUGCAAGGCUUCUACAAUCUGCUCUAUCGCGAAGAAGAGCGCGAGAUGAACGCAUAUUGCAGGGAAACCAAUAUCGACCUCUUUCCUUGGUCGCCACUCGCCGCUGGUGUGCUCGCCCACUCUUGGGAAGAUCGCACCGAUGAACGUGAAAAGAGUGAUGUUUUCUUGGAGUUAUUCUUCCGUAGCAAGCAUCUUGAAUCUGAUCAAGAAAUCGUGCGAAGAGUGGAAGAAUUGGUUGGUAAAAGGGGUGUUAGCAUGGUCAUCAUUGCAAUUGCUUGGAUUAUAUCAAAGGGAGGAAUGGCGCCUAUUUGUGGAUUAUACAACAAACAUGUGAAAGCUUUAAAUGUUCAACUUACCGAACAGGAAAGCAGAUAUUUGGAGGAGGCUUAUGUUCCAAAACCUGUUAUGGGCUACUGA